CUCCUUCCACCACCUCCACCUUCACCUUCAGCCGGCCCCCUUUCUCCCUCCGCACUCUCUCUCUCUCUCUCUCUCUCUCUCUCUACACUUUCUCUCUCUACUGAGAGCAAUCCAUCCACAAAGGAAGGGUGGAAGGAAGGAAGGAAGGAAAUGGGGAGGGACGAACUCUACAUCACCGUGCCCAGCUUCUUCCGUUGCCCCAUCUCCCUGGACGUCAUGACCUCCCCCGUCAGCCUCUCCACUGGCGUCACCUACGACCGCUCCAGCAUCCAGCGCUGGCUCGACACCGGCAACAACACCUGCCCCGCCACCAUGCAGGUCCUUUCCUCCACCGACCUCGUCCCCAACCUCAACCUCCAGCGCCUCAUCCGCAUCUGGUCCGACUCCUCCCGCCCCUCCGCCCCUCCUCCUCCCCCGCCUCCCCCUGCCGAUUCCCCUCUCUCCUCCGAUGACGCCCUCGCCCUCGCCAACUCCCUGAUCUCCGCCUCCUCCUCCUCCGACCUCGUGCCCUCCUCCCUCUCCAAGCUCGCAAGGUUCGCCGCGGAAUCGGACGAUAACUGCAUUUUCCUCGCGAAGAUCGACGGAUUCGCCGAGCUCCUGCUGAAUCUCAUGACUUGCGCCGAUGAUGAUGAACCGGAGGAGAAGAACCUCAAAACCAUGGAGCUGAUGUUUAGGAUUUAUGAGUCAGUGCUAGCGAAAUCGGAAGAUCGCCAGAAUCUGAUCAAUUCGGCAUUCGACCGGAAUCUCCAUCGCCGGAGCUCGCUCCAGCUCGUCAUCGAACGGGGGAAGAUCGAAUCCAAAAUCUCGUCAUUGAAAAUCCUCGAGUCUGUCGCCAUUACCGAAGAAUCAAAGCUCGUGAUUGCAGAAACUGAAGGAUUCCUCCGCCGGUUGUUGAAGUUCGUCUCUCCGGCGGAGGAGGCCGAAGUGAACCUGAUCGAUUCGACCUUAUCGUGCCUAAUCCACCUCGCAGGCCCGAAGCGCGUGAGGACCAGACUCCUUCACCUGGGAGCAAUCAAGUCGCUGUCGGACCUGCUUGCUGCAUCCCCGAGCCCUGCCGUUUCCGUGAUCGAGAAGGCCCUGAAGCUGCUCGAGACGGUCUCGUCCUGCAGGGAAGGGAGGGAGGCUCUUUCGGGCGACGACCGGUGCGUGGAGGCAGUGCUGCAGCGGGCGUUCAAGGUCUCAGCAGUUGCGACGGAGCACGCGGUGGCGAUACUGUGGAGCUUGUGCUACGCGGCAGGGGAUGAGAGGCCGAGGGCAGUGGUGAGGCGCUGCAACGGGGUGGCGAGACUGCUGGUGGUGAUGCAGAGCGGCUGCUCCCCGGCGGUGAGGCGGAUGUGCGGGGAGCUGCUGAGGAUCUUCAGAGUAAGCUCUCAGUCUCAACCUUGCCUCUCCAAUUAUGAAACCAAGACCACCCACAUCAUGCCCUUCUGAUCUCGAAAUCGGAAUCAAGAACGCAGACCCAUGAAGAUCCUGCAAAAAAUUGAUCUGUACUCUGUAAUCUGUAUAUACAACUCAGAAAUUUGGUUCAAUUUCGUGAUCGGAUUCAUUGUAAAGAUGGGAGCUUUAUGCCAUUUCUUCGAUGGAGCUCUGAAAUCCCAGUAAGAAUUGGACAAACAACCGACUGGUCAAUCGCAGAGAAAUGGCAAGUACUGUGGAAUUAAUUAUUUGAUGAUUGAUCAAAUUGGGGAGCUGAGAUUGGGGAUUUGCUGAAAUUCUUUCGUUACAAUUGUUUAGUCUUCAAUUGAACUAAACCAAGAGAAGGAGACGACAGUGCCCGGAAUAAAUCAACAGUAAAGAAAGACAUGCUAAAAAAAAAAAAUAUGUAACCAGCUUUUGGGAUUAGUUUGACCAUU
Messenger RNA from Punica granatum (pomegranate), 1853 nucleotides. NCBI's taxonomy places the organism in Eukaryota, Viridiplantae, Streptophyta, Magnoliopsida, Myrtales, Lythraceae. The record is from RefSeq and is a predicted model, not a curated record.